This is a messenger RNA of Ornithodoros turicata, 1461 nucleotides long. It is a transcript of the gene Tsen34, whose product is annotated as tRNA-splicing endonuclease subunit Sen34-like. The record is from RefSeq and is a predicted model, not a curated record. Gene Ontology annotation, biological process: tRNA splicing, via endonucleolytic cleavage and ligation; tRNA-type intron splice site recognition and cleavage. Bases 120 to 1091 code for a protein of 323 amino acids. NCBI's taxonomy places the organism in Eukaryota, Metazoa, Arthropoda, Arachnida, Ixodida, Argasidae. Gene Ontology annotation, cellular component: tRNA-intron endonuclease complex. The transcript has 6 exons. Gene Ontology annotation, molecular function: nucleic acid binding; tRNA-intron lyase activity.
GACAGUGGCGUCACCCGUUGUCCGUUUGCAGAAGCUUGUCGAUAUGCCGAUUUGAUCGAGUUUCUGCAACUCAAGGCGUACUUUUUUCCCGUUUGUUUGCGUUCCUGUUGGAUGUAGUGAUGGGUACGACCGACCCAGUGGUGGUGACAAUCUAUAAGCCCGUGAAGCUGUUCUUGCAGAAGGGACGAAUACUCGUCUGGAAUGCCGACGAUGCCAAUACAUUAAGAAUGAAGCACAGAAUAGUUGGAUUCCAGAUUGGUUGCUUAUCACAGAGACCAUUUCAAAAUGGGUGCUUGGGAAUGCCAAUGCUCCUUAUGAAGGAAGAAGCCUAUGUUCUUCUCCAGAAAGGGAUAGCCAGGCUACUAAGAAAUACGAAGCUUCUUCGUCUGCCAGACGAUGGUGACAGAGAGUAUAUAAGAAAAUACCAAGACGACAUCUACCAAGAACAGUGUCAAGUCCUGAUGGAACGGAGGCGCGAGGACAUCAUGCGGCAUGCCGACUCCAUAGUGGCAGGAAAAUUGGCAAAGCUCAAGGGAGAGUCUAGAAAGAAAAGGAAGAAAGCACAGAGACAGGCCAUGGGAACAGACAAAGCUGAGAACUUUACUCAAGUCUUUGACCACGUGGGGCCAACAGUCAAGACAGAAGAAACAGAAAUUGAUAAAGAGACCAUCAUUCAGAAAGAACUGGAAAAGGUGAAGGUCCCUCCGAGGGAUCUAACCUGCACACCCAUCUUGAAUGAGUGCCCUUUAACGAAAGAGUCAGACCUAGAAUCAGUCUCUCUGAAUUAUCCAUCAACACAGAGGGAGACCAUCAGGUGUAAAGUGUUUCAGGACCUGUGGGAGAAAGGUCAUUACCUAUCAUGUGCAGCCAAGUUUGGCGGUGACUUCCUUCUAUAUUGUGGAAAUCCGUUGAGGUAUCACGCCUAUGGCAUUGUGGUCUGCGUGGAAAGCCAACAGGAAUUUACUGGGCUGGAUGCAGUUUCCUGGGGUCGCCUCGGCAACAGUGUGCACAAGACAGUAGUGCUAGCAACAGUUGAAGAUGGUGCUGUGGUGUACCUCUCUAUCCGGUGGGCAGGAGAGCAAGGACACUGAUGGAAGUCCUUAUCGCAAGAUGAAUGACGGUCCCUUUGUGAGUCGGUGGACUACCAUACCAAUGGUAUUUGCAAGUUUUACCAAACUGCACUGUCAGAACACAUCAUUUCACCAAAAAUUCUGUAUCUCAUACUUUUAGCUGCGCGGGAAAGACAGACAAAAAGACAGUUUGUGUCCUCUCAAAAAUGAGUAUUUAAUCCACUCAAUUCCAUUGCACAAUCAUGUAUAGUUCUUUCACUCAUCAUGUACAGAACACUGCGGUGUAUUUACAAUAUGCAGCCUGGCUGCACAACUAUGUACACAGUGAAGAAUGUACAAGGAAUGUAUAAUAAAUACGGAGCCUAUGUACAAAAGGCUGUACGAUACAACA